Molecule: messenger RNA, 1796 nt
Organism: Syngnathoides biaculeatus (alligator pipefish)
Lineage: Eukaryota; Metazoa; Chordata; Actinopteri; Syngnathiformes; Syngnathidae
Gene: ccdc28a
Product: coiled-coil domain containing 28A
Exons: 6
Coding region: 193-816 (207 amino acids)
Source: RefSeq, a predicted model, not a curated record
GUAACUACCUAAAAAUGUUGUUGUUUACAUCUCCUACCAAUAGAUGGCGGUAAUUCGCCUCAACGUUUUUCGCCAAACACCAUUCAAUACAAAGAUGAAAAAGGCCAGGAAGUGAUUCAGGUUUGAGUUGGGAUUGGUUUGUCGUGAUGUGCCCUCGACCUCGCUAAUCCGAGAGCACCGUGGGCUGCCGCUAUGGAGGAGCGAAAGCUGAAGAGAAAGAGCCCUCGGACCCCCACAGCCACAGCCCCAGCAUCAGCAGCGGCGCCGGCGGCAGCUACGGUGAUAGCGCCGACAGCCACAACAGCGUCUGGCCGGAAACACAGUGCUUCCACCGGUGGGAAACAUGUCGGCUACAGUCAUGGCACGGGGUCUCAUUCCAGCCAGAAGAAUAAAAAUAGAAGGGGAGUUCGUGACAAAUCUAAGUAUCAGAUGGGGUCCGGUGUUCGACCCAGCCCAAAUCAGAACCAGACAGCUCCCAUAAUCCAGCAUUCGUUCUUGACUGAUGUCUCUGACGUCCAGGAGAUGGAGAAUGGACUUCUCAGCCUACUCAAUGACUUCCACUCUGGGAAAUUGCAAGCGUUUGGUAAUGAGUGUUCCAUUGAGCAGAUGGAACAUGUGCGGGAGAUGCAGGAGAAGCUGGCCCGCUUGCACUUUGACAUUUACAGCGAGGAGGAAGAGAUGCAAGAGGAACAGAGUAAAACAGCACGGGACACCAACAUGGACAAGUUGCUUCUAAAUCUGGAGGAGCUAAGUUCAUCUAUACAGAAACUGAAUCUGACCGACAGCCAAGAGAUUCCAAAGUCUGCCAGCGUGUGACUGCCUUUCCGCCACAGUCACUGGAGGAAACAUAGUUGUUGCCAAUGAAAUGCAAAAGCAAAUUUUAAUACACGUAAUGUGGGGGCCGCAUCCUAAUUUAACGAAACAAUAAGGUCCGAGUAGUUUAGGAACUAAUAUUUACUGUCUCAUUUAACUGAUCACCAGCAUCUGUUUGCUGUUACAGUGUCCUGUAGAGGAAGCUCUACAUUCUAACCAAAGUGAUUUGAAUUAACUUGACAAUAGAUUGUGUGGAUGAAAACAAUAUUAUAGCACUCUGUUGCACUUUAUAUUAGCAGUGAAUUGGUGUAAAAUCAAAACAAUUUAUCAAUGCAUAAAAAGUGUUUUUAUCCCCUUUCUGUAUCAGGACAAAAUGGUUCGUGUCCACAUAUACAGUGGCUCAAAUUGGCAUUUAACACAUCAGCAUUUUUAUCACGAAAUAUACUUCCAAAGGUGCUACUGACAAGAUGUUGGGAACAGCUCAAGUAAUCAUACAUGCAGAGAAAGUAGAACAAUGACAAAAAAAUGAAAUGACAGGAGAAAAGUAGCGAAUGCAUGAAGAAAGGAGGUGCAAAAAGGCAUAAAAAGCCAAGACAACUAAAAUCCAACAAUAAUCAAAACCGCAAUCCAGUCCCUUGUCAGUGCAAAUGAAUAUCAGCUUGUCCAGUUUUAAUUGACGGAGGUGGUUUGAGUCGAAACACAUCUCAUGAUGCAUAAGAGCAGCGAGCUGUCUCAAGACCAUAGCAAACUAAUUGUUACCAAACAUUAUGAUGCCUUUGGUUACAGACACAUCACUGAGCUUCUGAAAUUUCUAGUGAAUGGAAAGCCAAUCAUACCACCAGAUAUGUGCCUCAAUCAGGUGCUCCUCACAGGUUUUCUGACAGAAUAGGGCAAAGAAUAAUCAGAAGAAUUGUCCAGGAGCCAAGGACCACCUGUGCAGACCUUCAAAAGGACCUGGAAUUUGCAGGUACUGUUAUCACAAG